Talaromyces stipitatus ATCC 10500 is the source of this 870-nucleotide messenger RNA. RefSeq names its product v-SNARE protein Bos1, putative. Bases 49 to 798 code for a protein of 249 amino acids. The transcript has 4 exons. The record is from RefSeq and is a predicted model, not a curated record. Gene Ontology annotation, molecular function: SNAP receptor activity; SNARE binding. Gene Ontology annotation, cellular component: late endosome membrane; ER to Golgi transport vesicle membrane; endoplasmic reticulum membrane. Gene Ontology annotation, biological process: vesicle fusion; endoplasmic reticulum to Golgi vesicle-mediated transport. Lineage: Eukaryota; Fungi; Ascomycota; Eurotiomycetes; Eurotiales; Trichocomaceae.
UACAUCCCGGUCCACUCAGCUCGGGUGUUUGAGCUGCAAUUCGAUACAAUGAACUCACUUUUCAAUUCUGCUCUGAAGCAGUCUACGGCCAUACGGCAUGAUCUCGACGCUUUUGCCGAAUCACCGGGUACUGCGUCUCCUGCCCUGCAAGGACAAAUAUCUGCGUCACUUGCAUCCUUUUCCCGGACGAUAGACGACUACGCAGCUCUCGCUAAAAGUGAACUUAUACCAGAGAAGAAAGAGAAAGCUAUUGAACGCGAAAAGUCAUUUCGCGCGACUUUGCUGGAUUACAGACAGCAGUUCGAGCGACUGAGGAAAGAGAGGGAGGAGACCGUCUCCGUCACGAACCGCAGUGAACUCUUUGGUCGCCGUCCACAUCAUGCCGCUACCCCAGAAAAUCCCUACGCAGAUCACGCCUUACCUCGAUCUUCUGCAUUCGGGUCCGCAACCGCCUCGAGUUCCGCAGCAGCAGGAGGUGGGCUAAGUUUUGGCGCCGGUCCAGGGAGUUACGAUCGCGAAACACAUGCUUUACGCGAACAAUCGUUCUUUGCGCAAACGAAUACCCAACUCGACGAGUUUCUUGACCGGGGGCGUGCCGUGUUGCAGGAUCUGGGCCAGCAACGAGACGUCCUCAAGAAUACGCAGCGGAGGUUGUAUAGUGUUGGAAAUACGCUGGGCAUCAGUGGUGAUACGAUUCGUAGGGUAGAGAGGCGAGCGAGAGAGGAUAAAGGGAUAUUUUGGUGUGGAGUGGUGGUGUUCUUUUUGUUUUGUUGGCUGGUGCUUCAUUUUUUGAGGUAGUGAGAUUCAGCUUUGUAUUGUUAUUGUGUUUGAUCGAGCAUUUAGCAGGCGUCGUGAAUAUCAUCCAUGUUG